GGACUGCUCUACGAAUAUUCAGGCUACUGUUUCUGUAUAGAGUAUAUGGAGUAGAUGUAGGUUAUUUCUCACGAGUGGUGGUAUCGAUACAACUCUCCAUCUGUCCGCAAUUGUUCACGAACUGAACGUUAGAUCCUCGCUCCCCCUGCAAGCCAAGACCAGAGAGUUAAAGAGCUUGCAGAAGCCCUCUGAUUGGUGAAUAAUCGAGGCUGGUCAGCCUCGCGCGCUAACAAUAAACACCGCGCGAUCAAUUUUCCAAGGCUCGGCAUUGGCCAGCAGUUGGUUCUUGGACCCAGACUCGUCCUCCAAGUCCCAUCGUCAACAUCUUUACUUGCGGCGCCGUGCUGGAGUCGGUCGAGCCAAGAUGAUUCAAUUAAAGACGAUGCUCAACUGCAUCGACAACUCCGGCGCCGCGGUUGUCGAGUGCGCCAUGAUUGUCGGCCAAAAACGACACGCAUCCAUCGGCGACAGGAUAGUGGUUGUCGUACAGAAACAGAGACCCUCAGCGGGAGAGGGCAUGGGCGGCUCCUCAUCGUCAAAGGUCAAACGCGGUGACAUGCGGCACGCCGUGGUUGUCCGGACAAAACAGCGAGUCCAGCGACGAGACGGCAGCGUUAUCAAGUUCGACGACAACGCGUGCGUCCUGAUAAACAGGGCUGGAGACCCCAUCGGCUCUCGGGUCAACGGGGUUGUGGGACAAGAGCUGCGGAAGAAGAAGUGGAGCAAGAUACUCAGCAUGGCGCCGAUGCAGGCAUAG
Messenger RNA from Canariomyces notabilis, 757 nucleotides. RefSeq names its product ribosomal protein L14. The transcript is spliced from 3 exons. The record is from RefSeq and is a predicted model, not a curated record. Gene Ontology annotation, cellular component: ribosome; mitochondrial large ribosomal subunit. Bases 365 to 757 code for a protein of 130 amino acids. Gene Ontology annotation, molecular function: large ribosomal subunit rRNA binding; structural constituent of ribosome. Lineage: Eukaryota; Fungi; Ascomycota; Sordariomycetes; Sordariales; Chaetomiaceae. Gene Ontology annotation, biological process: translation.